UUCAGUCCAGGUGACAGAGUCCUGGGUGCCCCAGGGUUGGCUUGACAGUUUCAUCCCCGCCCACUUGCAGGAGAGCGCUGGGCCGGAUUGCAAGCGCACCAGGAACAUAAAAGCCACUGCGGCGGCGGGGACUCCGGAACAGCGGCCGCACCAUGCACGUGAACGGCAAAGUGGCGCUGGUGACCGGCGCGGCUCAGGGCAUCGGCAGAGCGUUUGCAGAGGCGCUGCUGCACAAGGGUGCCAAGGUAGCGCUGGUAGAUUGGAAUCGUGAAACAGGUAUGAAGUGUAAAGCUGCUCUGGAUGCGCAGUUUGAACCUCAGAAGACUCUCUUCAUCCACUGCGAUGUGGCCGACCGGGAACAACUGAGAGAUACUUUCAGAAAGGUUGUAGACCACUUUGGAAGACUGGACAUUUUGGUCAAUAACGCUGGAGUGAAUAAUGAGAAACACUGGGAAAAAAUGCUGCAGAUUAAUUUGGUUUCUGUCAUCAGUGGGACCUAUCUUGGUUUGGACUACAUGAGUAAGCAAAACGGAGGUGACGGCGGUAUCAUCAUCAACAUAUCAUCUAUCGCAGGACUCAUGCCAGUUGCUCAACAGCCUGUUUACUGUGCUUCUAAGCAUGGCGUAGUUGGAUUCACGCGCUCAGCAGCGAUGGCUGCUAACCUUAUGAAAAGUGGUGUGAGAAUAAAUGCCAUUUGCCCAGGCUUUGUUAACACGCCCAUCCUCGAAACCAUUGAGAAGGAGGAAAACAUGGGACCGUAUAUAGAAUAUAAGGAUCACAUCAAGGAGCUGAUGAAAUGCCAUGGGGUUAUGGACCCACCAGUGAUUGCCAAUGGACUAAUAAUACUCAUUGAAGAUGAUGCUUUAAAUGGCGCUAUUAUGAAGAUCACAGUUUCUAAGGGGAUUCAUUUUCAAGACUACAGUGCAACUCCAGUGCAUGUAAAAGCUCAGUGAACAUCUUCUGCAUCAGCCAUCUCUGCAAAUAAGCACAAGUGGCUGAUACUCAGACCAUAUCUUCAUUUAAAUAUAGUUUUUUAAAUAAAAUGUUAUUAUUUGA
Artibeus jamaicensis (Jamaican fruit-eating bat) is the source of this 1056-nucleotide messenger RNA. RefSeq names its product 15-hydroxyprostaglandin dehydrogenase (gene HPGD). The record is from RefSeq and is a predicted model, not a curated record. Gene Ontology annotation, cellular component: cytoplasm. Lineage: Eukaryota; Metazoa; Chordata; Mammalia; Chiroptera; Phyllostomidae. The coding region runs from base 153 to 953 and encodes 266 amino acids. Gene Ontology annotation, molecular function: oxidoreductase activity, acting on the CH-OH group of donors, NAD or NADP as acceptor. The transcript has 7 exons.